AUGGAGGGGUUUGAGGGAGCCCCCAGGUUCCUGGCCUAUCCACGUGCCUUCAUGGUGCAAAGCGGCACCGAUGCGGUCCUGAGCUGCCAGAUUACAGGUGACCCCCGGCCGAGCAUCCUCUGGGAGAAGGACAAGAUCCCAAUUGAGCCCUCAGGCCGCUUCCAUGUGGAGGCCAAAGGGGACCUGUACAGUCUGCUGGUGUCCCGUGCCACACCCCAGGACAGUGGGGUUUAUGUGUGCAAGGCCAAGAACAAAGUUGGCGAGACCUACGCUGCUGCCACACUCAAGGUGGAGGUGGGAGAGCCCCGAGAGGAGGAGGGAUGCUUGGACAGUGAAGCACCUGCCUUCCUUGUUGCCCCCUCAUCCAUACGUGUGUGCCGGGGAGAGGACGUGAUGUUUACCUGCAGGGUGUCUGGGCAGCCAUGCCCAGUGGUGCAGUGGGAGAAGGACGGUCACAAGCUGUCUGACCUCUUUGAGAGCAGCCAUUUCGCCGUGGGGCAGGAGCCAGAGGACUGGCACUUCUUGAAGCUGUUUGGUGUGCGGCCCCCAGAUGGGGGGGUGUACGUGUGCCGUGCACGUAGUGGCUUCCGGGAGGCCCUGGCAGCUGCUGUGCUCCUGGUGGAAGCCCAGGCACUGCCAGACAGCCUCCCCAAUGGCUCUCCUGAUGAUGGCCCUGAGAUGCUGGGAGAGCGGCAGCAGCAGCGGCGGCAUGCAGAAGGACAGCGCAUGAGACCAGAGACAUGGGUGCCCAAUGGCAUGGUCCCAGCCAGGGUACCAGGGGCUAAGGCAUUCACCGUGAGCGCAGGGAAGCAUGCCAAGUUUCGCUGCUACGUUACUGGCAAGCCCAAGCCAGAGAUCAUCUGGCAGAAGGAUGGUGAGCCCCUCACCCCCGGCCGAAGGCACCUCAUCUAUGAGGACCGGGAGGGCUACUUCAUCCUCAAGGUGCUGUACUGCAAACCCCAGGACCAGGGGCUGUAUGUUUGCACCGCAUCCAACACUGCCGGCCAGACCCUCAGCGCAGUGCAGCUCCAGGUGAAAGAGCACCGGCUGCAGUUCCAGGUGCAGCUGGCAGAUGUGGAGGUGGCAGAGCGGGAGGACGCUGUGCUGGAGUGCCAGGUGCCGCUGGAGACCAUCCCUACUGCCUGGUACCUGGAGGACAGGGAGCUGCAGCCCAGCCACAAGUAUGUGAUGGAGGAGCAAGGUGUGGUGCGGCGUCUGACCAUCCGUGAUGCCCGCACCGAUGAUGAUGGCAUCUACCUCUGUCAGAUGAAGGACAAGGGGCGCAGCAUUGCUGAGGUCUCUGUCCGAGGGGUGAUUGUGAAGCGGCUGCCACGGAAGCUGGAUGUGAUGGAGGGGGAGAAUGCAGUUUUCUGUGUGGAGACACAGGAGGCAGUGGAGGGGACCUGCUGGAGCCGGGAUGGGCUGCAGCUGCAGGAGUCCCCCCGCACCGUGCUGAAGAGCUUUGGCAGGACUCACCUCCUGGUGCUUGUGCAUGUCACCCGCCAGGAUGCAGGCAUCAUCUCCUUCUCUGUCAGGGAGUCACAGACAUCCUCCCAGCUCCGGGUCAAGUGUGUGAAGCGUGACCCCCCGAGCGCGCCGGUGGCAGCUGAGAUGAGCGUGGUGGAGAGCAACGCGGCCCUGCUGACUUGGUGCCCCGCACCCGAUGCCCACCUCCGUGCCCCCAGCCACUACCUGCUGGAGCGUCGGGAGGCGUCGGGAGGCGAGUGGGUGCAGUGCCUCGCCACCGACCUGCCCAGCCACGUGCGGGUGCUGGGUGACAGUGUACCCCGCGAGGCCGACUACUGCUUCCGCAUCUGCGCUGCCAACGAGCACGGCAGGAGCAGCCCUGUGGAGUUCCCUGGAUCCGUGCAUCUCGCCCCAGCAGCUCGCCUGGAGAGGGGUCUGCAGGAUGCACGGGUGAAGGACGGUGAGGAUGCGUGGUUCUCCCUGGAGCUGUCAGCUGCAGUACAUGGCACCUGGUUCCUCAAUGGUGUCAGGCUGGACGAGGAGAAGGAGGAGGCAGGCGGCCGGUGCAGUGUGCGGUGCCAUGGGAUGGAGCACUCGCUGCUGAUCCGGGGAGUGCAGCAGGCUGACAGCGGGGCUCAGGUCACCUUUGUGUCUGGCAGUGUGCGGGACUCGGCCACAUUGCACGUGCAAGCCCCGCAGGUUUGCAUCGUGCAGGUGCCCGAGGCUGAGCGGCUCCGGGAGGUGCUGACAGGGCUGCCAGUGCUGCUGGAGUGCCAGGUGUUCCCUCCUGAUGCUCCUGUUGUCUGGUUGAAGGACGGUGAGGCCGUGCCCCUGGAUGACAUUAUUGCAGUACAGGCAGAGGGCUGUGUGCGGAGGCUGCUGCUCCGCUCAGCGGGUCCCUCGGACACUGGCAUAUACACCUGUGAUGCUGGGGACGAUGCCAUGAGCUUUGUGGUGACCGUGACCGAAGCACCAGUGAGGAUUGUCAGCUCCAAUGAGGAGGCCCCUCAUGCCUACGUGGCAGGGCAGCGUGUGGAGCUGUGGUGCCAGCUGUCCCGCCCAGCAGCCACAGUGCACUGGUACAAGGAUGGGGAGGAAGUGGAGGCAGGAGAGAACCUGGUGCUGGAGCAGGAGGGACCGCUGUGCCGGCUUGUGCUACCCAGUGCCCGGACACAGGACACAGGGGAGUUCGUCUGCGAUGCCGGAGGGGAUUCUGUCUUCUACACCAUCACCGUGGCAGAAGCACCAGUGAAGAUCGUCAACUCCAAUGAGGAGGCCCCCCAUGCCUACGUGGCAGGGCAGCGUGUGGAGCUGUGGUGCCAGCUGUCCCGCCCAGCAGCCCCAGUGCACUGGUACAAGGAUGGGGAGGAAGUGGAGGCAGGAGAGAACCUGGUGCUGGAGCAGGAGGGGCCGCUGUGCCGGCUUGUGCUACCCAGUGCCCAGCCACAGGACACAGGGGAGUUCGUCUGCGAUGCCGGAGGGGAUUCUGUCUUCUACACCAUCACCGUGACAACACCAUGGCUGAGCCCCUCCAUGUGUCUCCCAGCAGAAGCACCGGUGAAGAUUGUCAACUCCAACAGGGACGCCCCCCAUGCCUACGUGGCAGGGCAGCGUGUGGAGCUGUGGUGCCAGCUGUCCCACCCAGCAGCCCUGGUGCACUGGUUCAAGGAUGGGGAGGAAGUGGAGGCAGGAGAGAACCUGGUGCUGGAGCAGGAGGGGCCGCUGUGCCGGCUUGUGCUACCCAGUGCCCAGCCACAGGACACAGGGGAGUUCGUCUGCAAUGCUGGGAAUGGGUCUGUUUCCUACCACGUCUCAGUGGCAGAGCCACCAGUGAGGAUCCUGCACCCCCUGCAGCGCUCGCUGGAGCUGCUGGUGCAGCCACUGGAGCGCGUGGAGCUGCGGUGUGAGCUUUCUGUGCCAGAUGCUCCCGUGCGAUGGUUCAAGGAUGGGCUGGAGGUGGAUGAGACUGAUAACCUGCUGCUGGUGGUGGAGGGGGCCUGGCGCUGCCUCUUCAUCCCCAGGAGCAGCGUGGAGGACACGGGAGAGUACAUCUGUGAGAGCAAGGAUGAGGCCGUCUCCUUUGAUGUCAAAGUGUCAGAGCCACCAGUGAGAAUCCUGCAGCCCUGCAGACCCAUCCCUGUAGUGACGGUGUCCCAGGGAGAGACAGUGACACUGGGCUGUGAGCUGUCCCGUGCAGAUGCACAUGUGCACUGGGCCAAGGAGGGUGUCAGGCUGGAGGCUGGAGGCAGCCUGGUCCUGGAGGAGGAGGGUGCCCAUCGCCGCCUGCUCAUCCCCAUGGCUCAGCCUGAGCACUCUGGAAAAUACAUCUGCGAUGCCACUGAUGACACAGUAAUCUUCACUGUCCAAGUGUUAGACACACUGGUCAGGAUCCUGGAGAGGGGUGCACUACCAACACAACGACAUUGCCGGGCCAUGGAGGACUUGGUGCUGGAAGUGCACCUCUCACAUGCCCAUGGGGAGGUGAAGUGGUACAAGGAUGGGGAGAAGCUGCAGGACACGGGACGUGUGCGGCUGGAGGAGGACGGGGCACGACGCUCCCUCAUUGUCCUGGGUGCCACGGGCAGGGAUGCAGGGGAGUAUCUCUGCGACACCGGAGAUGACAGUAUCAUCUUCUUUGUCACUGUGGAAGUCCCAGAGCCACGGGUGACCAUUGUGGGCAGCACAGGUGCUGUGGAGCAUCACUGCCUAGUGGCCGGGGAGGACCUGGUGCUGUGUUGUAAGCUCUCCCAGCCUGAUGCCACUGUGCGCUGGCUCCGGAAUGGCCAGGAGGUGCAGACGGGUGAGCGGGUGCAGGUCAAGGCCCAUGGAGUGCUGCGGCAGCUCACCAUCUGUGGGGCACAGCCUAGUGACUCAGGGUACUACAUCUGCGAUGCUGCCAGCGACCGCAUGGUGAUGAAUGUGGAGGUGUCAGCCCAGCCCGUGCGUAUUGUCAACAAGGAGGAGGCGCAGAGCCCACUGGAGGUGCUGGAGGGGGACAGUGUGACACUGGUGGCCCGGCUGUCCCCAGAGACGGCAACAGUGCGGUGGCAUAAGGAUGGACAGACACUGCUCUCGGGCGGGCGGAUGUUGGUGUGCAGUGAGGGCCCUGCACGCAGCCUCACCAUCAAGCAAGCGGAGCUGGGUGACGGCGGCAUCUUCCUCUGCGAUGCCGGUGACGACGAGGUGCAUUUCAUGCUGCACGUGAAAGAGGCACCUGUGCUGUUCGUGAACAAGCGGGAGGAGCGGGAGAAGCUACUGGUGCUGGAGGGCGGCAGCGCCGUGCUCUCUGCUGUCACCUCCAUGGAGCGAGCUGAUGUCACCUGGCUGGGCCCGCAACAGGGAGCAGUGGCUGGUGAGCACUGUGAGCUGCGGCGGGAAGGCCGAGUGCACAGCCUCAUCCUCCACAACGUGGCCAAGGAGGACGCUGGCAUCUACACCUGCCUCUCCUCCCAUGACCAGAUGCAGUUUGAUGUGAGCGUCCGAGAGGUGCUGGUGAAGUUCCUGCGCGGGCUGUCAGACGUGCGGGUGCGGCAGGGCGAGCGCGCUGUGCUGUGGUGUGAGCUCUGCAAGGCACGGGGAGAUGUGGUGUGGAAGAAGGAUGGGCGGGUGCUGGCACCCAGCCCCCGCUGGCAAGUAAUGGCAGAGGGACGAGAACGCUCACUGGUGCUGAGCCACGUGGAGCCUGAGGAUGCUGGCGAGUACUGCUGCGAGUCCAAAGAUGAUCAGACACUGGCAACACUGAUGGUGCAGGUCCCCAGGGUGGUAGAGAUAAUCACAGAGCUGCAGAACCUGACGGUGCUGGAAGGGGAGGAUGCCACCUUCAAGUGCCUGGUGUCCCCUGAGGAUGUGGCUGUGGCCUGGCAGAUGAAUGGCCAGCCUGUGGUCCCUGGUGAGCGGCUGCUGGUAACAAGGCAUGGGCUCUGCCACAGCCUCCACCUCCGGCAGUGCCAGCUGGGUGACGCAGGCACCGUGACUGCCAACGCUGAGGGGCUGGUGAGCACAGCCCGGCUGAGCGUGCAAGAGGCGCAGGUGCUGUUCGUACGGAAGCUGCAGAAUGUGGUGGCGGAGGAGCAGGGGGAUGUGUGCCUGGAGGUGGAAGUGAGCCAUGAGGCUGCGGAAGUGCAGUGGCUGAAGCACGGUGUCCUCCUCCAGCCGGGUAGCAAGUACCAGCUGCAGGAGGUGGGGUGCCAACGCACCCUCACCAUCCGCUGCCUUGGCCUUGCUGACCGUGGCACCUACCGCUGUGAGACCCUGCAUGACCGCACGCAGGCCAAGCUCUGUGUGGAGCCUCGGAAGGUAUCAAUCCAGACACCGCUGGCAGAUGUGGAGACCUUUGAGAAGGAGGCGGCCACUUUCCACCUGGAGUUGUCCCACCCUGGCGUGCCCGGGGUCUGGACACGGGAUGGCAUCCGGGUGAAGCCCAGCAGCACAUGCCGGAUCAGCACCACAGGCUGUGGGCACAGCCUGACACUAGAGAGGCUGUCACUGGAGGACUCGGGCACUGUCACCUUCACUGCUGAUACCCUGCGCUGCAGUGCUCGUCUGCUUGUGCGGGAGCCUCCAGUCACUAUGGUGAGGGUCCCGCGGGACCUGGGAGUCCCAGAGACAGGGGUUGCCAACUUUGAGUGUGAGCUAUCUCGCCCCAGCGCAGAGGUGAAGUGGUUCAAGGAUGGACAGGAGCUGCGGCCAGGACCCAACUGCCGCAUCUACUCCGCCGGUCGGCGCCGCAUCCUGCAACUGAGCCACUGCGAGCUGGCCGAUGCCGGCACCUAUACCUGUGAUGCGGGUGACUGCUGUGCCUCUGCCACACUGCAUGUCCAAGAGCGCCAGGUCCGCAUCCUGCAGGACCUGCAGGACACCCAGGUGCAGGAGGGCGACAACGCUGUCUUCAACUGCGAGGCGUCACAUGGGGACGUGAAGGGCGAGUGGUUCCGGGACGGAGAGAAAAUCAAGGUCUCCAGCACAGUGAAGAUACGGCAAGAAGGAACCCGUCAUUUCCUGCUGUUCUGCAGUGUACGCCCUGAGGACAAGGGACUCAUCCGCUUCGUGGCUGGGACAGCUGUUUCAGAGGCCAACCUGUGGGUGGAAGCACUGCCCAUCCGGAUCGUGAAGCCGCUGCGGGACAAGACGGUGCUGGCACGGCACAAGGCGACACUGGAGUGCACCGUGUCCCAUGCCCGGGGCCGAGUGCGCUGGCUCCGUGGGGACACCGAAAUCUUUGCUGGUGACAAGUACGAGAUCUGCAAUCUGGACUGCUACCGCACGCUUAUCAUCCACCACGUGGGCCCUGAAGACGAGGACUCCUACACCUGUGAUGCCUUUGAUGACCGCUCCACCGCCCGGCUCCUUGUGGAGGGGAGCUAG
Molecule: messenger RNA, 6831 nt
Organism: Melopsittacus undulatus (budgerigar)
Lineage: Eukaryota; Metazoa; Chordata; Aves; Psittaciformes; Psittaculidae
Gene: OBSL1
Product: obscurin like cytoskeletal adaptor 1
Exons: 25
Coding region: 1-6831 (2276 amino acids)
Molecular function (GO): protein binding
Source: RefSeq, a predicted model, not a curated record